GCGCUCUUUAGUUUUGUGACGUCACUUGGGUCUCUACUUUUGAAAUGGCAACAAAACGAACUGAGAAUUGCAAUUAAGAGCCCUACUUUUUGUUGUAUGUGGUCCAAACGAUUGAAGACGAAUUGAAUUGUAAGGAUAUCACGUUGGAUAUGACAGACUAAAACACAAUAAAAUGGCAAAGAUAUCAAACUGGGAUAAAUUUGUCCUUUUGCUAUGGAAAAAUUGGAUCCUACAAUGGAGUCACAAAUGGCAAUUGGUUAUCGAACUUUUAUUGCCAGCAAUUUUUUCAUUGCUGAUGGUCCUGGUUCGUACACUCGUUGAUAUUGAGCACAUGCCUGUGGUGAAUUAUCGACCACUUGCUUUAGAUAAUUUGGAUCUGUUUAAUGAGACGAUGAGUAGACAGAAUGGUAUGGGAAUGCCAGCAUAUUCUCUGUAUUAUUCCCCGCAAAAUGUUCAUCUGGAUAGUGUGGUCGGUGCGGCGGCAAGAAGUUUGGGCCUAAACCAUACGGGAUUCGAGGAUGCGAAAACUCUACAAACUAGUGUGACAUCAAGCAAUGCCUUUGCUGGCAUUGAAUUUGAUCAAUCCUGGUCGGAUUUGGUAGAAUUGCCGGAAAAAUUCAAAUACACAUUGCGUUUCCCAUCGGAACUGCGUACGACAACCUAUAAGUUUGGUCUAACAUGGCUAACGAUGAGGCUAUUUCCGGUUAUCGAUACAACCGGACCACGUAAUCUCCGGGAUAAUGAUGGUGGAAUACCUGUCGGUUAUCUACGUGAAGGUUUCCUACCCAUUCAGCAUGCUCUGAGCAUGUCCUUUAUAAGACAAAAGUCGGGACAAGAUGAAUUGCCCGAGGUUGUGAUGCAACGUUAUCCAUAUCCCUCCUAUAUAUAUGAUCCAUUGCUUGAGGGUCUAGCCGCAGUAGUGUCAUUCAUUCUGGUGCUCAGUUUUAUCUAUCCUGCCACAACUAUUACUAGGUACAUAACGACGGAGAAGGAGAAACAGCUUAAGGAGGUGAUGAAAAUAAUGGGAUUGAGCAAUUGGUUACAUUGGAGUGCCUGGUUCCUCAAAUCGUUUUUAAUGCUAUUCAUAUCUGCCAUACUAAUAGCCGUAUUGAUGAAGAUACCUUGGCAGAACGGUGUCUCCAUCUUGACCAAUGGCAGCUUUACAGCCCUGGUAUUUUUUCUAAUGAUCUAUAUUAUCUCUGCAAUAUGUUUCUGCUUUAUGAUCGCACCGAUCUUUUCAAAAGCAAGCACGGCGGCAGCUGUCACAGGAUUACUUUGGUUCAUUGCCUAUAUGCCAUUCACAUUGAUACAACAGAAUUAUGAAACAAUGACACUGGGAUCGAAACUCGGCUGGAGUUUAAUAUCAAACACGGCGUUGGGAUUUGGCAUGAAGUUGAUACUCCAAUUUGAGGGUACGGGCGAAGGUUUUCAAUGGAAUAAUAUGUUUACGCCUGUCACAAUCGAUGAUAAUCUAAGUGUUGGCGCCGUUAUGAUCAUGAUGCUCAUCUCCAGUGCCUUGUACAUGUGCAUCUGUCUCUAUGUCGAACAGGUGUUCCCGGGUGACUUUGGUGUGGCACGCAAAUGGUAUUUCCCAUUUACCCGGACCUUCUGGUGCGGUGAUCGUUGCAAUUUUACGGGUGUUGAGGAUGUGCCCAAUGAAAAUGGUCAAGCCAAUAAAGGAACAUUCGAGGCUGAACCGGAAAAUAAACCAAUUGGAUUACAGAUGAGAAACAUCAAGAAGAAGUUUGGCAAAAAAAUGGUUGUCAAAGGUUUGUCCAUAAAUAUGUUUGAGGACGAAAUAACAGUACUUCUUGGUCAUAAUGGAGCCGGAAAGACGACAACAAUUUCAAUGUUAACGGGCAUGUUUCCUCCCACAUCCGGUACGGCGAUCAUCAAUGGCAGCGAUAUUCGAACCAAUAUUCAGGGUGCUCGGAUGUCGCUCGGAAUUUGUCCGCAGCAUAAUGUUCUCUUUGAUGACAUGAGCGUGGGGAAUCACAUACGUUUCUUUAGCCGCAUGAAGGGACUCAAGGGUGCCGCUGUGGAAAAGGAAGUCCAGAAAUAUCUGGAGUUAAUUCAACUUGAAAAUAAAGCCAAUUCGAAAUCAUCCAAAUUAUCGGGUGGCAUGAAGCGUAAACUGUCCGUUUGUUGUGCCCUUUGUGGCGACACCAAGGUUGUCCUGUGCGAUGAGCCCAGCUCUGGUAUGGAUCCUGCAGCGCGACGACAAUUAUGGGAUCUGCUGCAGAAGGAAAAGAUGGGACGAACCCUUCUCCUAACCACUCAUUUCAUGGAUGAGGCCGAUAUCCUGGGCGAUCGCAUUGCCAUCAUGUGCGACGGUGAGCUCAAGUGUUACGGCACCUCUUUCUUCCUUAAGAAACACUACGGUUCCGGCUAUAGUUUGAUCUGUGUAAAGGAAGACAACUGUGAUCCCGCAGAGGUGACGGCCUUACUCUCCCUCUAUAUACCCGGCAUACAGCCAAAGAGCGAUAUUGGUGCUGAAUUAUCAUACGCAUUGCCGGAUCGAUACUCGGAUAAAUUUGAGAAGAUGUUUGGAGCCCUAGAAGAACGAUCUGCGGAUUUGCAUUUGAGUGGAUAUGGCGUUGGCAUCACCUCAAUGGAGGAGGUCUUCAUGAAGGUGGGCGCUGAAACCGAUGCCGAGGGCAAGCGCAAGGAGGCUGAAGCAAUUAUGAAAGGUGCCUCUGGCUAUGCGGAGGAUGACAAUGAAUCGAUGCGAUCGGAUCGGGCAUUCUCGGAUCAGCGUCAUUCGUUACGUGGAAUGCAAUUGACGUUGAAUCAAUGGCAUGCAAUGAUGCUGAAAAAGAUACUUUACACAUGGCGUAACAAAUUAUUGCUCUGUAUACAGAAUUUAAUGCCCGUAUUCUUUGUUGUCAUCACCAUAUUGAUAGCGCACACACAAAGCACAUUCCGUCAACUGCCGCCAAUCGAGAUAAGCCGUGAACAAUAUCCGCAAACGGUAACGGUUAUGGAAAGAUUCGCAAAUUUAACACCGAAUUCCAUUGGAGCCAAAGUGGCUGAUCAAUAUGAGGAAAUGGCCAAAUCAAUUGGUAGUUCGCAUCGUUAUGAGUCUACGGACAAAAAGAACUUUAGCGAUUAUAUACUCACUCUCGGCAAAUCAAUACAGUCGCGUAUUAAUACACGUUACUUGGUUGCGGCAAGUGUGGGAGAUGACAAAAUCGUAGCAUGGCUUAACAAUAAACCAUUGCAUACGGCCCCGUUAACGGUGAAUAUGGUGCAUAAUGCAAUUGCCCGCAGAUAUGUUGGCGAUGAUGCGGCAAUUGUUGUUACCAACUAUCCAUAUCCAUAUACGACACAAACGCUAUUAUCCCAACUGAAUAUUGGCAACAAUAUUGGCACACAGAUGGCAAGUAAUUUAUGCUUCUGCAUGUGCUUUGUGAGUGCCAUGUAUAUAUUGUUUUUGAUCAAGGAACGUCAAUCGCGUGCCAAGUUAUUGCAAUUUGUGAGUGGUGUAAGAGUUUGGACAUUUUGGUUAACCCAAUACAUUUGGGACUUUCUCACAAUUACGAUUACGUCGGUCAUUAUUAUAAUAACAAUAUUUUGCUUCCAAGAGGAUGGCUUCAUUACAGCCGAUGAACUGGCACGAUAUUUUCUAUUGCUCGUUGUCUUUGGCUUUGCCGUAUUGCCAUUCACGUAUCUUUUAUCAUUGAAAUUUGAUGAUCCGGCAACGGGUUUUGCACGCAAUUCAAUUAUCAAUAUAUUUGCCGGCAUGGCCUUGUUCAUUGUGGUUAUGGUCAUGUCAUUUGAAGUAUUCGAAACGGAAGAAACGGCCAAAACUCUCAGCAACAUAUUCCGCAUCUUUCCCCACUUUUCAUUGGCAAUGGGGCUGAAUAAGGCAUACACCUUUGUGGCCACACAGCAUGCCUGCGAUAAGGUCGGUGCUCUUCCACCUAUACUUCUCUGCGAGCUGGUUCCCAAGUGCUGCGACUUAAAACCCUUCUUUGGCUGGACAAAUCCGGGUGUCAUGCUAGAAAUUGUCUAUAUGUUGUGCACAGGAGUCAUUUGUUUCCUUGUGCUCAUCAUAGGCGAAUUUGGCUUAAUUAAUGAGCUUAUCUACAAGGUUCGCAAGAUGAAAAUAAAAACACCGCCAGCCCCACAGGAUGUCGAUGACGAUGUGGAGAGGGAACGUCAACGCAUCCUUAAUAUGACGCCGCAUGAAGUGUCCGCCAAGAAUCUUGUAUUGGAUCGUGUGAGCAAGUAUUAUAAAUCCUACUUGGCCGUCAAUCAGGUGUCGCUAUGCGUUGGAGAGGUCGAGUGCUUUGGUUUAUUGGGUGUCAAUGGUGCCGGAAAGACGACAACGUUUAAGAUGUUGACAGGCGAUGAGAAAAUCAGUUCGGGCUCGGCGUAUGUUCAGGGUCUCAAUUUGGAGACGGAUAUGGGUCACAUCUAUAAGAGGAUUGGCUAUUGUCCACAAUUCGAUGCACUGCUAGAUGAUUUAUCUGGACGUGAAAUGUUAAGAAUAUUCUGUUUACUACGUGGCGUCCAAAAAGAAGCUAUCAAACCGGUGUCCGAAGAAUUGGCCAAAUCAUUUGGCUUCAUGAAGCAUAUCGAUAAAAAGACGCGCACCUACAGUGGCGGCAAUAAGCGUAAACUGAGUGCAGCGAUUGCCAUGAUUGGUGCACCAUCGGUUAUAUAUCUAGAUGAGCCCACCACAGGCAUGGAUCCAGCUGCCCGACGUCAGCUCUGGAAUAUGGUCUGUCGCAUUCGUGACACGGGCAAAUCAAUUGUCCUCACAUCCCACAGCAUGGAGGAAUGCGAGGCACUUUGCACACGUCUCGCAAUUAUGGUUAAUGGUGAAUUCAAGUGCAUUGGAUCUACACAGCAUUUAAAGAACAAAUUCUCCAAGGGUCUUGUGCUCAAGAUUAAAGUGCGACGCAAUAAAGAUGGUCUUAGAGUCUCACAGGUAAGCAGCGGCAGCAGAUAUCGGACACAAAAUUCCGAAGAAUCAGUACCAUCCACACCGUUGCCAUAUCAAACUACCAGCAAUGUGUCACUACGUCGCAGUCUGGAGAGCAUUAAAAUGCCACACAGCAAUGGCAUUUCCGAAGAUCAAAUGGUUACACCAGUGGCCGAUCGCGACAGCAUCGAUGAAACAGCAGGUCGACGCAGCACCGUAAACUUUAGGCGAAGUUCGGAUGAGAUUCCAGGGUCCAGUGGCCAGAAAACCGAUGAUAAUAUUGAAACUGUAAAGAAGUUUGUGCAACAGAAAUUUCCACAAGCCAUUUUACAGGAGGAAUAUCAGGGCAUGUUGACCUUUUACAUUCCAUUGAAUGGCAUCAAAUGGUCGAAGAUCUUUGGACUUAUGGAGCAAAGUCGCUACGAACUAAAUGUGGAGGAUUAUUCGAUUAGCCAGACGACAUUGGAGGAGAUAUUCUUGGACUUUGCCAAGCAUCAGCGUGAGGAUCCACGCACCUCACACAUGAAAAAAUUGAAAAAACAAAGCGAAAGGAGAAAACGAAAGGAAACGAAAAUACUAAAGGAAAUGAAUGAACAGAAUCAGCAGGAGCCGCAAUGAUAAUAUUAUAAAAGCAGAAAGAUUUUAUUUUCACUAUAUCUACCUGAGACCUACCUAAUAAUGACCACCAUGAAAACUGGUUAUCAUCUAUAUAUCUAUAUAUAGGAGCUAUAUUUUUUACCUACAGAAUGCACAGUAAACAACAACAACAUCAGCAACAUCGUUGAGUGGAACAUGAAUACAAAUAAACAAUAUAGUUUAUAAGAAUGUUAUAUUGUAAACUUUUAGUGAAAUUUAUAGUUACAUUCAUGUAUUAUCUAUUGUUUGGCAUCGAAAACAUUGUUCUAUAUAAAUCUGUUUGAUACGCUCAAUUUUUAAUUGUAAAGUAUUUUGUAUGUUUAUUGAAAGAAAAUUAAAAUUUGGCACCGAUCUAGUUGUAAAUUGUACGAUAUUAUAUUUAAUACAUAUUCUUAUAUUGUAUUUUAUGAUGCUGGAGCUGGGGCUGAUCUAUUGUAUACAACUCUUUAAAGAAUUUACAAUAUGGAAAAUAAAACAUUAGGCAAUGAAAAA
This is a messenger RNA of Drosophila innubila, 6058 nucleotides long. It is a transcript of the gene Abca3, whose product is annotated as ATP-binding cassette sub-family A member 3. The coding region runs from base 173 to 5548 and encodes 1791 amino acids. Gene Ontology annotation, biological process: lipid transport; transmembrane transport. Lineage: Eukaryota; Metazoa; Arthropoda; Insecta; Diptera; Drosophilidae. Gene Ontology annotation, molecular function: ATP hydrolysis activity; lipid carrier activity; ATP binding. The record is from RefSeq and is a predicted model, not a curated record. The transcript is spliced from 14 exons. Gene Ontology annotation, cellular component: membrane; intracellular membrane-bounded organelle.